Lycium barbarum (goji berry) is the source of this 1817-nucleotide messenger RNA. RefSeq names its product probable protein phosphatase 2C 2. The transcript is spliced from 5 exons. Gene Ontology annotation, molecular function: protein serine/threonine phosphatase activity. The record is from RefSeq and is a predicted model, not a curated record. NCBI's taxonomy places the organism in Eukaryota, Viridiplantae, Streptophyta, Magnoliopsida, Solanales, Solanaceae. Gene Ontology annotation, biological process: protein dephosphorylation. Bases 163 to 1386 code for a protein of 407 amino acids.
UUUAAGGCGAAUUCAUACCUCAAAUUUUGUUCUAUGAUUUCAGUCAUCUUCAAUUGAACCAUUCCUUUUUCUCCUCCUUAAUUAUACUCAUAAAUCUAUUUUUUCUGAAAAAAUAUUCCCAUUUGUUUGAAAAGUUAGUUUAUUUAUGAUUUAUUUUCUUGCAUGCAUUUGACAAUAUUUCAAACCUGCAGCUGCAAUUGGAAAAUGAUAGAUAUUCAAGAAUUUCUCAUGCGUUUCUCACUAGUUUCUUUUGUUCUAUAUUUCAUUCGUAGGCUUAGGAAAACCCUUCACAUGUCUAUUGUUUCCCCACCAACCCCAUCUCCGUCUCCUUCUUCUCCUCCUUCUCCGUCUUCCCUCCACUGGCUCGGUCCAUGGAUUUUCCUAGAAAAAGAAAAACCCUUUUCAAAGCUCGAAAAAUCAAAAAAAACAAGAAAUGAUCAUCCCACAAAUGAUUAUAAGGAUGAUCAAAAUCCGGAUAUCGAUGAAGAUGCUAGGAGAUCUACAAAUUCAAGAAAGAGACCUGCAAAGCUUGUGGUACCAUCAUUUGUUCCUUGUUUGGAUUUUGGUGAGGUGGGAAAGAAAUUUGACAAGACAGAAUUUGAGACUGAAGGAAGAAAUUAUUCGGUUGCUAGUAGAAAAGGAAGGAGACAAGUCAUGGAAGAUAACCAAGGUGCCAUGCUUGAUAUCUUAGGUGAUCCUAAACAAGCAUUUUUUGUUGUGAUUGAUGGGCAUGGAGGGAAAGCUGCUGCAGAAUACGUAGCUGAGAAUCUAGGAAAAAACAUAGUAAAAGAAUUAGAAGGUGUUGAAAGGAAGGAAGGAAAGCACAUAGAAGUUGCCAUACGGGAAGGUUACUCGCGAACAGACCAACAAUUUCUUAAAUUGGGUGAAAAUGGUGGAGCUUGUGUAGCUAGUGCACUGUUGAAGGAUGAAGAACUUCAUGUAUCAAACGUGGGAGAUUGUAGAGUAGUUUUGAGUAGGAAUGGAGUAGCUGUUAGACUAACAAAUGAUCAUCGUCUCUCAAGGGAAGAUGAGCGUGCCCGAGUCGAAACUGCAGGUGGAUUUGUGUAUUGUCAUAAUGGAGUUUGGCGAGUGAAUGGAUCACUUGCAGUUUCAAGGGCAUUUGGAGAUAACUACUUAAAGGAAUGGAUCAUUUCUGAACCAGAUGUUGUCAAGCUUCCUUUAACUUCUGAUUGUGAAUUUCUCAUGAUGGCUUCUGAUGGCUUGUGGGAUAAGGUAAGUGACCAAGAAGCUGUAGAUGUGGUAUCAAAAGAGAAGAGUUCGAUAUUGGCUUGUAAGAAGCUUGUAGAUAUGUCAGCAAGAAGAGGCAACCUUGAUGACAUAACAGUCAUGGUCAUCAAUCUUCAAAGCUUCCUAGGCAGUAAUUAAGAGUUAACUUAAUUAGUCUAAGCAGCAUAGUUUAUGUGAAAUUCUAGGGAAACAGGAAGGGUUUCUCCAUCAUCCUUGUGUACGUAUAUAGAGUGUCCUCCUUUAUAUCACAUAUAAUAGAAGGAAACAAGGAUGAUGAGAAGAAAGUGGCCUAAGAUUAUUGCCACUAUAGCUAAGAAUUAGUUCUUUGUAUGUGUAACGAGUUAAGAAAGUGGCCUAAGAUCAUCCACAUUUUCUAUUUCAACUCAGAGGUUAAUUAAUAGGUCUAUUCCUUUUGAAUCUAUUGAUAGAAUAGACUAAACAAAUCAAUUAGUGGGUUUGUCUUAUUAGCUUCUGCGAGUAGCAAGUCAGAAGAAAAGCUUAAAUGUACUCCUUCAUAAAAGAAGUUUGGUUGUUUGACUCGGUCGAGAUAGACCUCGUUCAUUCUUUAA